UUCUAGUCCUCACUAUUUUUCCUUUAAAAGGCUACGAUGACGUUUCCCUUUUGAGUUCUCGCGAGAUUUCGCGCACUUUCCCCACCAGCCAGCUAGCUAGCAGAGUGAUGUGUGCGCGAUAGAGACGGAGAAAGAUGGCGACGCAGGGGAGCGAAUCAACUAAAUCUACCGUGAGCAACGGGGAGAAUCUUCAUAAUUUGGGCAAUCAGUAGUUGGUUUCGCAGAGGGCCGUCCACUCCUGACCCCAGCACACCAACAGGUGCCCCCAGAGUUCCCAGCAGGAACCUCUUUCCCAAAGACACCCUCAUGGACUUGUACGUGUAUGUGUCCCAGGAGGAGGUGUUCUCUGACUUCAACAACACAGAUGCACUGUUCUGGUUCCACAGAGACCUGGUCUAUGGAGACUGGGCCACAGGAGAGAAUGGAGAUGGCUGCUACCAGAACUAUAAGGAGUUGGACAUCCCAGAGAAGGUCCAGCAGAAUGGCUCCCUUUACAUUCAUAUCUACUUCACAAAAAGUGGAUUCCACCCAGACCCCAAACGCAAGGGACAGUAUCGYAGACUGGCAACAGUUCAUUCAACACGAAUGUUGAAUAAAUUCAAGAGAAGAAAGUUUCUGAAAACCAAGAAUCUGCUGACAGGAGAGACAGAAGCAGAUCCAGAGAUGAUUAAGCGAGCAGAAAGCCACGGUCCAGUGGAGAUCAUCUCCCACUGGCAUCCAAACCUCACCAUUAAUAUGGUGGACGAUCACACAGCCUGGGUAAAAGGUUCUGUUCCACCUCCUCUAGACCAAUAUGUGAAGUUUGAUGCGGUCAGUGGUGACUACUACCCUAUCGUGUAUUUCAACGACUACUGGAACCUUCAGAAAGACUAUUAUCCCAUCAACGACACCCUGACUAAACUCCCGCUGCGUCUCAACUACUGCCCGCUGUCGUUGUGGCGCUGGCAGCUGUACGCUGCUCAAAAUGCUCGCUCUCCUUGGAAUUUCCUACCUGAGGACACCUAUGAGCAGUCUGAUGAAGACCAAGACUCAGUUAAGGUUGCCCUUUUGGAAACAAACCCGUACCUGCUAGGACUCACCAUUGUCGUCUCUAUUGUGCACAGCAUCUUUGAGUUUCUUGCUUUCAAGAAUGAUAUCCAGUUUUGGAACAGCAGGCAGUCCCUUGAAGGGCUUUCUGUGCGCUCCAUCAUAUUUGGAGUGUUUCAGUCUCUAGUUGUGCUGCUCUACAUUCUGGACAAUGAGACCAACUUUGUGGUGCAGGUCAGCGUCUUCAUUGGUCUGCUUAUUGACCUGUGGAAAAUUACCAAGGUCAUGGAUGUCAGGUUGGACCGAGAGAACAAAAUUGCAGGAAUCAUCCCAAGAUUGGUAUUUAAAGACAAGUCAACAUAUGUGGAGUCUUCAACCAAAAUCUAUGAUGAUAUGGCCUUCAGAUACCUGUCCUGGCUGCUGUAUCCUCUGUUUGGCUGCUAUGCCAUCUACAGUUUAAUUUACGUGGAGCACAAAGGCUGGUACUCAUGGGUGCUCAGCAUGCUUUACGGCUUCUUGUUAACCUUUGGUUUCAUUACAAUGACGCCGCAGCUGUUCAUCAACUACAAAAUGAAAUCUGUAGCUCACCUCCCAUGGAGGAUGCUCACCUACAAGGCUCUCAAUACCUUUAUUGAUGACCUGUUUGCCUUUGUGAUCAAGAUGCCCAUGAUGUACAGGAUAGGAUGCCUCAGAGAUGACGUGGUGUUCUUCAUCUACCUUUACCAGCGCUGGAUCUAUCGUGUCGAUCCAAACCGAGUCAACGAAUUCGGCACCAGCGGAGUUGACCACGUUCAGAACAACACGGCAGACCCCGACACUGCCAGCGCCAUCACAGACAAACCAGAAGGAGAGAAGAAGAACGACUAAGCAAGACCUUUCACUUCUCUGUCCCCCCACCUUACGGCCCUGACUGCUGGGGCAAAGAGAACUCGUGGGAAUUGGGCAGGAAGCGGGGUGGAGUUCAAAGGUUCUUUAUUGUUCAUGGACGCCGCUACAAAAAAAAAAGAAAAGAAAAAAWUUCAGUUUAACUGUUCCUUCUGGUUUCUUUGUGGCUCCACAGAGGAAUAUAUUCAGUGUAGACUUGGUAAAUUCUUAUUUCUGUUCCCCACCCACCCCUGCCCUCUUGUUCUGCAGUUCAAGUGAAGUAAAACAAAAACGUGAUGUACUGUAUUCUGUAUGAUUUGAUUUCAGAGGGUUACGGUGUCUUGGAGUUGAUAUUUGGAGGGGAACAGGUUGCAGAUACUACUUUUUUAAUAUAUAUAAAAUUACAGGGAAGAAACAGGCCAAGUUUUGUUCUUUGUGUCGGUUCCUUGUGAGAUUUUCUUUUCAUUCCAUGUGAGCACYGUGUUUCGGGGUUGCCUGGACCACUGGUGCAUAGUGCUGGAGGAAACUGGAGAAGAUCCCGAGUCACGUUUAAAGAAGMGACGCGGUGACCGGAGACCUGAUGGACGAGCCUGCAGGGCCACGAAACAAUGACUACUACUCUCAAUUUUAAUAAUGGUUAUUGUUCUAGACUUGAACAGAAAAAAUAACAGCCUUGUUGGUAUUAAUAUAAAUAUAUGUCAGACUUAAUUUUUUUUUCAGUCACUAAAACAUUAUUUUGUAUAUCCUCAAACUGUACAGACUUGUGUUAUUAAUUCCAAUGUUAAAUCUAACAGCUGAUACUUUGCAAAUCUGAUUUUCAUUUUCCCCUCAGCUGAACGUCUGAUUUUUAAAUUGCCUACAUGCUACAAAAUUUAAAUCACCAUGACAGACAUUCAGAUGUGUGCUGAAAAAAUAUCUCCUGUUUUUGUUUUGUUUUUUUGAGUGCUGUAAAUCUCAAAGAAAUGGGUUCCAUGUUGAUGCAUAUUAAAUUUUUGAGAAUUCAUGUUUAUACUAAAAUUGUGAUUUAAAUUGUCUAUGCAACACCUUGUUUUUUCAAAUGUCACUCCUAGUUUUUUAAUGUUGAACAAUAUUUUUGCUGCUGACUUUAUUUUUAUGUUGGUUUCUGUUGACGUUGCAGGAAAUUUAAUUUCUCCGCUGAGCCCUCUAAAUUCUGAUAAACAACAAAGUGAACAGCCUCCUGUCUGAGAUCCCAAAGGUGACAGCUCGUUAAACUUGUUUACGAAUAAAAGCUCAAUUUAAAGUCGAACGUCAAAUUAAAAAUGACAAAAAAAAAUCAGCUGUAAAUAAACAAUCUGCAGGUUUUAAAUUUUAAGUGUAGCUAGUGUGUCAUGCUGUUUAAAAGGUUAGGCAAUAAAUUUCUUUUCUGACAGACUAAA
Molecule: messenger RNA, 3287 nt
Organism: Austrofundulus limnaeus
Lineage: Eukaryota; Metazoa; Chordata; Actinopteri; Cyprinodontiformes; Rivulidae
Gene: clptm1
Product: CLPTM1 regulator of GABA type A receptor forward trafficking
Cellular component (GO): membrane; endomembrane system
Source: RefSeq, a predicted model, not a curated record